AUGAAUCGUCGCAUGUUGAGCAAAGAGGACGAGGAGGCGGCCGGCGACGAGAUCGAGGUCCGUCGCGAGGACCAGGACAAGAUCAACAGGUUCAGCCGAUUGCACCAGCGCGAACUAGGCAUCGAGGAAGAGCUCAAGAACAAGCACAAGGAGAAGGAGGAACUCGACGACUUGGAUACCGAGCUCGAGCUUGUCGAGGACGAGGAGGAGCUUGUCCAGUACAAGAUUGGCGAUUCCUUCUUCCACAUUCCCCACGAACAAGCCAAGGAGAUGCUCGGCAUCGCGGCCGCAAAACUCGAAAAGGAGAUCGAAGACCUCGAAGACAAGCUUGAGACCAUCCGCAAGGAGAUGACCGGGCUCAAGGUGGAUUUGUACGCAAGAUUUGGAAAGACAAUCAACCUCGAGACAUGA
Molecule: messenger RNA, 411 nt
Organism: Neurospora tetraspora
Lineage: Eukaryota; Fungi; Ascomycota; Sordariomycetes; Sordariales; Sordariaceae
Product: Prefoldin subunit-domain-containing protein
Exons: 3
Coding region: 1-411 (136 amino acids)
Biological process (GO): protein folding
Cellular component (GO): prefoldin complex; cytoplasm
Source: RefSeq, a predicted model, not a curated record